Messenger RNA from Setaria italica (foxtail millet), 4241 nucleotides. RefSeq names its product probable disease resistance protein RXW24L. Gene Ontology annotation, biological process: defense response to other organism. The coding region runs from base 114 to 3926 and encodes 1270 amino acids. Gene Ontology annotation, molecular function: ADP binding. The record is from RefSeq and is a predicted model, not a curated record. The transcript has 4 exons. NCBI's taxonomy places the organism in Eukaryota, Viridiplantae, Streptophyta, Magnoliopsida, Poales, Poaceae.
AGUCAGCAAGUGCCCAAGUCUACGAACAACUCCUUGCAUUUCCAGCAGCUGCUCUGUCUUCUCCUUCUACCUCACAACAGACACACACUGAUCGACCGAGCGAGUGAGCAACAAUGGCGGACCUCGUGCUUGGGCUCGCCAAGACGACGGUGGAGGGGACGGUAUCCAUGGCCAGGGCGGCCAUGGAGGAAGAGGAGAAGCUGAAGAAGAGCGUGCAGCGCGACCUGCUGGUCAUCUCGGACGAGUUCGAGAUGAUGCACGCCUUCCUUGAAGACGCCAAGGAUCACGUCACGGACAAUGUGACGAGGACCUUGGUGAGGCAGGUCCGCAAAACGGCCCUGGACGUGGAGGAUUGCAUCGAGGCCAUUAUCUACCUGGACAACAAGCCGCACUGGUGGCACCGCAUGAUGCUCCCAUGGUGCAUGCCGCCUGCAGCACCAGGGAAGGAUCUCGACGCUGCCGUUGCCUAUAUAGAGCAGCUCAAGGCUAGGGUCGAAGCCAUGGGUCACCGGAAUUUGCGCUAUAAGCGCAUCGGUGACUGCUGCCAUAAGCCUGCCGAGCACCAGCAUGCUGUUGCGACAAGUGCAGCGAAGCAGAGCAGUCAAGUUGAUCUUAUCAUGUCGAUCAACGGGAGAAAUACAAAUGAAUCGAGGCAGAUGAAGGGAGGAGCUGAGGGGGGCAAAUCACACCAAGCACCUCGCCCUCGUUAUUCAUAUUUUCUGGCUCCACCCCCAAUAGGCAACAGUAAUGAUGAUGAAAAAGAAGAAGAAAAAGACGAAAUAGAAGAAGCAGUGGGGGGGGAAAUAGAAGUGGGAAACAAAAAAGAAGAUGCGGGAAACGAGUCGAAGGUGGAGCAAGAAGUAGAUGAUGUCCAACUCAAAGUCAUCUCAGUGUUGGGAACAGGGGGCGAUCUGGACAUGAUGUUCAUCAACAAGGCCUACGACGACCCAGAAACCAGGAAAAACUUCAAAUGCCGAGCCUGGGUGAAACUGGAGCAUCCUCUCAAUCCCAGUGAGUUCAUCCGGAGCUUGCUGGCUCAGUUCCACAAAAACAUCUGUCCAGAAAAACACAACACGUUUCAUCAAAAAGAAAAAGAAGACAACACGUUUCAUCAAAAACAAAAAGAAAAAGACAACACUGUCAACUUUCUGGAGUUAAUGGUGGCAACAGACGGCGUACUCAUUCAGAUGUUCAAGGCGCAAAUACGUAAGAAAUACCUAGUGGUCUUGGAGGACGUGUCCACCAUGGUUGACUGGGAGACCGUCAGGGGCUACCUACCAGACAAUAAAAAUGGCAGCUGCGUCGUCGUGCACACGCGACACCCUGGAAUUGCAUGCUCGUGCGUCGGGCAUGGAGACCGAGUAUCGGAGCUGGAAAAGUUAUCGGUCGAUCAUUCUGUCCAUGUUCUUUUGAAGGAGGAUGUGGCCGGAAAAUCAACCUGCUCCAAGACAGAACCAUAUGAAGAGUGGGAAAAGAAAAAUCCACUUUUUGGCCGUGAAGAGGAUUUAAGAUGGUUGUCUUGGCUCACAGAUGAAGAUGCCCGCGUGGUUCCGGUGUGGGGGAUAUCUGGCGUUGGCAAAUCAUUUCUCGUCAAACACUUUUGCCGAAAGGUACAGGAAGAAGAGUAUCAUCGUGACAGAAAUUUUAUUUGGUUGAAUGUAUCCCGUCCAUUCGAUUUAAGGGACUUGUCCAGGAGCUUAUUUUCGGAUCUACUGAGUUCUUCUCCCGAAGGCCACAUGAUGCCAACGAUCAAAGACCCCAUUCAAAGGUGCCAUGAAUUUCUGCUGGGACAAAAAAACUCCAAGUACUUCAUUGUUAUCGACGGUUUGCAAUCCAUAGAAGAGUGGGACUCGAUAAGGCCUGCCUUCAAAUCUACUACCGGAUCAAGCAUACGAGACAAUGUUGUCAUAAUAAUAGUUACCAAUGAAGAAAGUGUUGCCAAUCACUGUGCAACAGAUAAGAACUUGGUGCGGAAUGUCAAAGGUCUAGAAGUUCGCUAUGCCAUUGAACUCUUCAACCGGGUAGUAACUAAGAAUGAGGAGUAUGAUUGGAAGUGGAAUGAAAACAGAGAGGAAAUAAUGCAUCGGAAUGAGCAAACAAGGGAUAUCUUAGUACAGAAAUGUGGUGGACUUCCCAAGGUCAUAUGUGCUGUAGCUGAGUCAUGGAGGAUGGUGCGCGACAUAGAAGUAAAAGAUAACCUUGUGUCGAAGUUGGAGGCCAACGCACCACUUACCACACAGAGUCUAGAAGGCACGUUUUCCUGGUUGCUUUCCUACUUUCGUUCCUGUCCGGAUUACCUGAAGCCAUGUAUCUUCUACCUGACAAUCUUCCCUGUGAACCACACCAUCCGGCGGACGCGUUUGGUGAGGCGGUGGAUAGCGGAGGGAUACUCUAGAGACAAUAAAGAAAACACUGCAGAGGAGAACGGGGAGAGCUCCUUUUCCAAGAUCGUCAAUCUAAGCAUGAUCCAGGCGCCAAGAACAAAAGUUGAUUACAUGAGGAUGUCUCUGUGCCAAGUCAAUGGUUUCCUCCGUGAAUACAUCGUCUCACAGUUAAUGGAAGAGAACCUUGUCUUUGCACUUGAGGGCCAUUGCAAAAAGAACAUACAGCGCACAGGACGGCACCUUGCCAUAGACAAUAGUUGGGACAGAGACAAAAAUGUGUUCGAGAGCAUCGACCUUUCAUUGCUACGGUCUUUGACUGUGUUUGGUAAGUGGGAAACAUUCAUCAUCUCUGACAGGAUGAGGCUGCUCCGGGUGUUGGAUCUAGAGGACGUAUCUUCAGGUGUUACAAAUGGUGACGUCGAGAAGAUGGUGAAGCUGCUGCCCCGCCUCAAGUUCCUCUCCUUAAGGGGAUGCAGAGAAAUCUCUCGUCUGCCUGAUUCCUUGGGAGACCUGAAGCAGCUCCAAACUCUGGAUAUCAGGGAAACAUCUGUAAUCAAGCUACCAAAGAGCAUCAUCAAGCUAGAGAAACUGCAGUACAUUCGUGCCGGUACCGCCAAGCAUCAUCAAGCUAGUGAAGCAGCAGAGAACCCAUCAGUGGCAGCAGCAGAGAACCCAUCAGCAGCAGCGCCAAUAAGCAGACCAUGUGCUACUCUGGGGUCAAAGCUGACCAUACACCGCCGUCAUGGCUCUCAUAGCGGCAUCAAGGUUCCUAGAGGGAUUGGGAAGCUUUCCAGCUUACACACGCUGGGUGUUGUUAACAUUCACGCUUCAGGCGAGGAUGGCAUUCUGGAGGAGCUCAAGAACCUUACCCAACUGCACAAGCUUGGAGUGUCCGGCAUUAACCGGAAGAACAGCGAGAAAUUUUUCUCAGACAUCUCACGUCUCGUCCAUCUGGAAUCCUUGUCACUCAAAAUGCAGGCAAACCAAGACAAUGAAGCUGCUGGUUUAAUGGCCGACAUCUCGUCGCCUCUGGAGAAGCUACGGAGCCUUAAAUUGUACGGGCUAGUUGACAGGUUGCCAUCAUGGAUCAUGCAGAUGUGCUUGCAGCUGCCUAGACUUGAGAAAGUGGAUUUACAGAUGAAAACGUUGCCUCAGCAGGAACUAGAUUUUAUUCUAACUCUACCAUAUCUAUGUAGUCUACGUCUUCGGUUGGCAGAGUUUCAAGGUGGAGAGCUCCGUUUCGGUUGGAGUAUUGCUCAGAGUUCUGGUGAGUGGAUUAUCGACUUCCUUGAGAUAGCAUGCAACUCCAGAUUACAGGCUGUAAAGUUUGGCUCAAAAGUAUACAUUGAGAUCCUGAAGAUUCGCUGCUCUAGUGUGUCUUCAUCACUACAGUUUUAUGGUCUACGGUCUAUGUCAAGUCUGAAGGAAGUCUUGCUUAGCGGAUCCUAUGACCACGCCUUCGAGCAACACUUGGAGAGGGAGCUUAAGGAGAACAAAAACGGACCUAUUCUGAAGCCAGAGCAACCGUCAUCAUCGACCUGAUGGGUGCUGAGCGGCUCCUGAUGGUGUAUAUACUAUUGCAAUCUUUCAUGAUCUGCAACUAGUGGGAAUUACUACACUACUCACUAGUAUGUUCAAGUGUGACAUUGCAUUGAACACUGAAAUGUGUUCUAGUAUACAUAUGUUCCAUGCGUGCUUUGCGUUCGUCGUCUCAGGCUCCAAGAAUGAAUUUUUCUCAGGGAGAUAUGAAUUCAUGACGUCUAUACAUGACUCGUGCCAUGGUUUGAAACACUGAGAACAAGUGGAUUAUACUUGUAAAUUCAAUAUAUUCAUUCUGUCGAGUAUAUUGAUUUUUUA